AACAGAAGAACGCAGCUGGAAGCCAUGAGCCGUCCGUCCUCUGCCGGUACCGGAGCCGGAGGCGGAGGAGUCGGGGCGGGAAAACCAGGUGGAGGGAAGCACGCGGGGGCGGUGGCUGCUUCGGCGGCCGGGGUGAGCUCCGUGGCGGGGUCGGGCUCGGGCUCCUCCGUGGUGUCCCUGCCUCCGGUUGGCCUCCCCGGUCAGUCCACGGAGCUCACCGGGUUGUUUGAGUGUCCGGUGUGUUUUGACUACGUGCUGCCGCCCAUCCUGCAGUGCCAGGCGGGUCACCUGGUCUGCAACCAGUGCAGACAGAAGCUGAGCUGCUGCCCGACCUGCAGGGGCCCGCUGACCCCGAGCAUCCGCAACCUGGCCAUGGAGAAGGUGGCUUCUACCCUACCCUUCCCCUGCAAGUACUCGUCGGCCGGCUGUCUGCUGUCUCUCCAUCACAGUGAGAAGCCGGAUCAUGAGGAGGUUUGUGAGUUCAGGCCGUACACCUGUCCGUGUCCCGGAGCGACCUGCAAGUGGCACGGCUCUCUGGAGGCCGUCAUGCCGCACCUGAUGCACGCUCACAAGUCCAUCACCACGCUGCAGGGCGAGGACAUCGUCUUCCUAGCGACGGACAUCAACCUGCCGGGCGCCGUCGACUGGGUGAUGAUGCAAUCGUGCUUCAGUCACCACUUCAUGCUGGUUCUGGAGAAGCAGGAGAAGUACGAGGGACACCAGCAGUUCUUCGCCGUCGUGUUGCUCAUCGGCACCCGGAAGCAGGCGGAGAACUUCGCCUACCGCCUCGAGCUGAACGGGAACCGGCGCCGGCUCACCUGGGAGGCGACGCCGCGCUCCAUCCACGACGGCGUGGCGGCCGCCAUCAUGAACAGUGACUGCUUGGUGUUCGACACCUCCAUCGCUCACCUGUUCGCCGACAACGGCAACCUGGGCAUCAACGUCACCAUCUCCAUGUGCUGAGGGUGGGGGGGGCGAGGCGUUGAGUUCACUUCCUGUCUCGCCGAAGCUGAACGCGUUGAAGCAGCUCCGGCCGGCGUGACGUCUGUUUGAUGUUUAACGAAAGACGGGACGACGGUUUGUGUCUCUCUACGUGUUGAAAGCGGCGAAGAGCCUCGAGGCCGCCGCUCCGCCGAUGUGACGGAGGUUCGACCGGCGGCUUCAUCAGCUGAUCGGAGCUGGAACGCCGGCCGGGCGGAGCGCGAGCUGUCCGAGGAAACGGACGAACUCUUUUUACCGCAACGAGCCUUACGAGCUUCUGUCGGGUUUAUCGGACUUCCUGUCAGCCGGACGGCGUGUUCACGAUAUUCUGAGCUUUACUCUGAUCUCACAUCCGUCAGCUUCGCCGUGUUGAUCCUUUCAAACAGAGUCGAGUGUUCACGACUUCAUGAGAGGAAGAUCUGGUGUCGUCUUUAUUUGCGCCAGUUCUGAUAGUCGAGGACAAGGCAGCGUUCCUUUUUUUUUGUGGUUUAUCUUUGAGUUCUUAACAACUUUCGUGACAUCCGUGUAGUAAAAAACGAGUCCACACUCUCAUGAAACACAACCUCUUUGUACCAGUUUGGCACCAGGUUAAUAAACAGUGCAGCGCCCCCUUCAGGACAGUCAGUGUCAUUACAAAACCAUCAGAAAGGAGCCGAUAGACUGCAGUUCCUCUGAUGGCCAGAAGGUGGAGCUCUGACAUCUGAACCCUAAAAAUCUGUCUUAUCUCUAAUAAAAGUGGCAGUCUGGGUAAGAAAAAUACAGAUAUAUGAAUAUAGUUUAGCAACUUUAGUACCUAAUUAAAUUAUAUAAACAUCCAAAUUAAACAUAUAUCAGUCCCACUGUGGCUUCGUACAACCAGAGAUAUAAAACACAUAAAAAUAAAUAUAUUAUGACACAUUUAUUUUGUUUGAUUAAAUAUUUGCACACUUUAAAAAAAAAUGUAUUUGACAGUAAAAAGGCACAUGUUUAUAUUUAAAUAAUAACAUAUCUGAAGGGUUUUAUCGUCGGUGGUUUAUAUUUCUUUGUUAUUAAUAUUACUGUUUAUAAAGCGUCUUCUACUUGUUGCCUUUUUUCAGUCUAAUAAACGUUUUAGAGGUUUUAAUCCAGCGUGUAAAUAAUUAAAAUGUUUCUUUUAUUGUGGCCGAAAUAUUAGAAGAAGGAUUCAUGUGUUCGUGUCGUUGAGUCGGUGAAGUUUGAGGUUGUUUUUAUGAUGUUUAGAUGGAAAUAAAACUGUUUAAAAUGUUGGUUAUAAACAGUAAAUCAGAGUAAAGUGAACACGGCCGUUGAUGGGCAGGUUGCUGGUUUAAAUCCCUGCAGCGACUCGUCUCUCAGUCUGGAGCUGAAGCGUUUGGACCUCUGCGGCUCGGCUGUGAAUCCAGUUAAUCCUCAGACCUUCUUUUUAAAAAUCUCAGAUAAAAUCAGCAAAAUGGAGAGAGAAUAAUAAUCCGCCGACGCUUCUUCUUCUUCUCCUCCUGCAAGUCUGUUUCUGCCGCCAGCGCCUUAUUUUUGUACCGCUCACUUCCUACUUCCUGUUCUACUUCCUGUUGGAGCGGUUUGUGAGAGCGGUGCUGAUGAUGAUCUUCUUCCAGGGAAACAUCCGAACUAACGAUGCAACACAAAUAUAUUUAAAUAAACCAGGACUCUUAUUAUUAUUAUUAUUAUUAUUAUUAUUAUUAUUAUUAUUAUUAUCUUUUAAAGCAGGGGUGUCAAACAUGCGGCCCGCGGGCCAGAACCGGCCCGCCGAGGGGUCUAAUCCGCCCCACUUUCCUUCCUUCCAUCUGCCCUUCCUACCUUCCUUUUUUUCUUUCUUCCUUCCUCCCUUUCUUCCUUCUAUCCUUCCUUCCAUCUGUCCUUCUAUCCUUCCUUCCAUCUGCCCCAACUACCUUCCUUUCUUCCUUCUAUCCUUCCUUCCAUCUGUCCUUCUAUCCUUCCUUCCAUCUGCCCUUCCUACCUUCCUUUCUUCCUUCUAUCCUUCCUUCCAUCUGUCCUUCCUCCCUUUCUUCCUUCUGUCAUUCCUUCCCUCUGUCCUUCCUACCUUCUUUCCUUCUGUCAUUCCUUCCCUCUGUCCUUCCUCCCUUUCUUCCUUCUAUCCUUCCUUCCUUCCUCCCUUCCUUCCCCACUUACUUCUGUCUGUCUUAUCUUCCUUACCUCCUUCCUUCCUUCCAUCUUUUUAAUGAUCGGGCCCACAUGAGAUCAUGUGUAUGUGGCCCUUGAAUAAAUGAGUUUGACUUCCUGUUUGAAGGCUUCAUGAGGCGACGCUCCUCUCUGUCUCUGAACCUUUGUAGCAGCUGACCGGAUACCUCUGAGCAGACAGUCUGUAACUAAACUACCAACCUCUCAGACCACAGCGCUGUUUCCUCUCUUUGUUCACUUUAAUCCUCCUGUUG
This is a messenger RNA of Scomber scombrus (Atlantic mackerel), 3368 nucleotides long. RefSeq names its product seven in absentia homolog 2 (Drosophila)-like (gene siah2l). The record is from RefSeq and is a predicted model, not a curated record. The transcript is spliced from 3 exons. Gene Ontology annotation, biological process: proteasome-mediated ubiquitin-dependent protein catabolic process; multicellular organism development. Gene Ontology annotation, cellular component: cytoplasm. NCBI's taxonomy places the organism in Eukaryota, Metazoa, Chordata, Actinopteri, Scombriformes, Scombridae. Gene Ontology annotation, molecular function: ubiquitin protein ligase activity; zinc ion binding; ubiquitin conjugating enzyme binding. Bases 25 to 963 code for a protein of 312 amino acids.